Exophiala viscosa is the source of this 3394-nucleotide messenger RNA. RefSeq names its product CBF/Mak21 family-domain-containing protein. The transcript has a single exon. Gene Ontology annotation, cellular component: nucleus. NCBI's taxonomy places the organism in Eukaryota, Fungi, Ascomycota, Eurotiomycetes, Chaetothyriales, Herpotrichiellaceae. The coding region runs from base 84 to 3239 and encodes 1051 amino acids. The record is from RefSeq and is a predicted model, not a curated record.
CGAUAGAUAGACAAUACGUCCUCCGACAGAGUAUUGCAACACGCUGUCCACUCAGCGAGGUUGUAGGUCGGACUGUUGCUGUAAUGUCGAAAAAGUCUCGUGCCGCUUCUGCUCCCCCCAAGGAAGCAGAAAAGCCCACAACGACCCCCUCAGAAACCACGAUUGAUCCUCAAAUCGGCUCAUUCGAUAACCUGCGCAGCAAGAUUGAAGCGCGAUUACAUACUACCGGUCCGAAGAAUGUUAAGAGCCACGGCAAAAAGCAGAAGUCUGCUCAAUCAGAAAAGAAGGGCAAUCAGAACAGCACUGCGGUAGGCACGGACAGAGGAAAAAAGCGUGACAGCACAGGCAAUGUUCUUACCCGUCAAAAACCAUCUGCAGAGAAACAACGACCACAAGAGGCAGAUGACGAGGAUGAAGUACUCCGAGCAGAAGUUGAGGCUUUGGGUGGCACUUCAGAAGAUUUGGACUUGCUUGCCGGCGCUGAAUCGGAUUCCGAGCUCGAAGGCGAAGGAGUCAAGGAAAUCGAGCAACCACGCAAGUCUCGUGCUCGUAAGAACGAUAAUCCUGAAGGCCUAGGUAAUGGUAUGAAGAACAUCUUGAAAGAGAUUGCGCUGGCACAGGGCAAAAGCGAUCAAGACCAGGAUGGCCUGGAUGAGGAAGAAGAUGACGAAGAGGAGGAGGACCAGGCCCCAGCAGCCAAUGCUGGUACACAAUUAAAUGGCAAGUCGAAUGCCGAAAAGAACCAUGCGUUGCCCGCGGAAAAGCGUGGGAAGCAGCCACAAUUUCUUUGCGAGCCCAAGCCUGACUGGUACGACGUGCCUGGACCCAACGUCAACACUGAACAAGCACGGGAGUAUACACCCUCGCAUGAUACCAUAUACCAGCUUGCAGACUAUGCGAGAUCACUUUUGGAAGAGGAGAACCAGAGGUUCAAAGAAUCGCAGCAAUCGUCAUCUGCACACUCAUUCUACAACACAGUCAUCACCUCAGGCACAUUAUCUGACAAGGUUUCUGCGUUGACACUGGCGGUUCAAGAGUCGCCCAUUCACAAUAUGCGAGCACUCGAAAGUCUCAUGGCAUUAGCACGCAAAAGGAGUCGAUCGCAGGCCCUGGAUGUCCUUCGAGCUCUCAAAGACUUGUUCGCACAGGGCUCUCUUCUACCUGAAUCGAGAAUGCUCUCUGCUUUUCAUUCUCAGCCUGCUCUUUCAUAUUUGUUCGGGCAGAUGAGGGCCUGGAGAAAGGGCGACAAACUGCCACGGGGCCUACAGCAGGCUCACCUUGUGUUAUGGGCAUUUGAGAGUUGGCUCAAGGAGCAGUAUUUUGAAGUGUUAAAGAUCUUGGAAAAUUGGUGCGGCGAUGAAAUUGAGUAUUCAAAAGCACGGGCCGUUAGCUAUGUGUACGAAUUGCUCAAAGAGAGACCGGAGCAAGAGGCCAACCUGCUCAGACUGUUGAUCAACAAACUUGGAGAUCCAGUGAAAAAGAUCGCGUCGCAAGCGUCUUACUUGCUGAUGCAACUACUGAUCGCUCAUCCGGCCAUGAAGGCAGUUGUCAUCUCAGCUAUCGAGAGCGAUUAUUUGUUCAAACCUGGCCAGAGCCUGCAGGGUAAAUACUAUGCGGUGGUUACGCUCAACCAGACCGCACUCAGCGCGAAGGAGGAGGACGUGGCCAAAAAGUUGCUUGACAUAUACUUUGGCAUGUUCACAGGUCUCUUGAAGCCCGUGGCCGCCCCGUCGGAGGACAAGACAGAUGAGACACCACCUCAACCUCAACAAGGGCGAAGGAAAAAACCCAAAAAGCCAGCGGUUUCAGGGGAAGCACAAACGGAAGAGCUGAGAGAGAAGUUGAUUUCAGCCAUUUUAACUGGUGUCAAUCGUGCGUAUCCUUAUGUGGGCGCGGAUGGAACCAGUUUUAGUGACCAUCUCGAGACCCUGUUCAAAAUCACUCACUCGUCGAACUUCAACACCAGCGUCCAGGCGAUGAUGCUCAUACAGCAGCUGUCGUCUAGCCACAAGGCCUCACACGAUCGAUUCUACAGGGUGUUGUAUGAGUCUCUGCUGGAUCCUCGUCUGGUCAUUGCCUCGAAACAACAACUAUACCUGAACCUGUUGCACCGCUCGCUGAAAGGCGAUCUGAACGCUAAGCGGGUCAAGGCAUUCGUCAAAAGAAUGUUGCAGAUAAUGUCCUUGCAUGAGCCAUCCUUCAUUUGUGGAGCGUUCUUCCUGAUCCAAGAUCUCGAGAGGACUUUUCCUUCACUCACCGGACUCAUCGACCAGCCGGAAGACCAUGACGACGACGAAGAAGUGUUCCGGGACGUGGAUGAAGAUGAUGAUAAUGCAGCCCAGACUCCUGACAAUCCUCAGGGCAACUUAUACGACGGACAUAAACGUGUUCCAGAGCAUGCCAACGCAGACAACAGCUGCGCGUGGGAGAUACUGCCUUUCCUUGCCCAUUUCCAUCCAUCAGUAUCCGUGAGUGCGGACCAUGUCUUGCGACACGCCAAAUUACCUGGCAAGCCUGAUCUCACUUUGCACACUCUAAGUCAUUUCCUGGACCGUUUCGUCUACCGCAAUGCAAAGCUGUCAUCGUCUGGCCUGCGUGGAUCGUCUAUCAUGCAACCUAUGGCCAACGAUACACAGAAUGUGCUGAUCGGCAAUGCGCUGGGUGCUCAGCGCAAGCUGCCUGUCAACAGUGACGCUUUCAAGAACAUGAAGGGUCAUGAGGUGGCAGCGGAUGACGUGUUCUUCCACCAAUACUUCUCGAAUCUGGGCAAAGUGACGGACAAGAAGGCGCAAAAGAAGAAGGGUAAGGACGAGGAGGCGGAGUCAGGUGACGAAGAUGAGGUAUGGAAGGCCAUGAUGGAAAGUGCACCGGAUCUUGAGGGUCUGGAAGAUGAUGAGGACGAUGACAUUGAUUUGUCAGAGCUCGAGUCGGAGAUGGAUGCUUCAGAAGGUGAAGACGACGAAGCAGAGGACAUGGGUAAAUUUGACGAGGGAGUCGAUCUUGAUCCGGCCAUUUUCGAUGAAGAUGAGGAUGACCUGAUGGAUCUGGACGAGCAGGCUGGUGGUGACGGUGAUGCCUUUGAAGGAUUCCAUAGUGAAGAAGAACAGACCUCGGACAAGAAGAAGGGUGGCAAGAAGAAGCAGAACAAGAAGAAGACGAAGGGGCUGCCGACCUUUGCUACUGCGGAGGACUAUGCGAAGAUGCUGGAUGAUGAUGAGGAUGAAGAUACAGGGAGAUAAAGGGAGGUGAAAGACCUCGUCGUCAUGUCGACGGUGAUGGUCACGUGAGGUCGCAUGUGAGGUGAUUGUUCUUACUCUAUUCGUAUUGAGCAUCUCACCACUUGUCCUUCGCAUGAACCGUUGUUUCCCGAACACAAUCCACAAUUCUAUUUGAG